This is a messenger RNA of Trichoderma gamsii, 2277 nucleotides long. RefSeq lists its product as hypothetical. The record is from RefSeq and is a predicted model, not a curated record. Lineage: Eukaryota; Fungi; Ascomycota; Sordariomycetes; Hypocreales; Hypocreaceae. Gene Ontology annotation, molecular function: ATP hydrolysis activity; ATP binding. The transcript is spliced from 8 exons. The coding region runs from base 1 to 2277 and encodes 758 amino acids.
AUGGCUCUCUCCGUGGAUUCUGCUCCGGCAUCCAAAACAACCGACAAUCCAAAGGACGAGAGAGAAGCUGAGAUUAAUAGUGAAGCUAGUCCGAACUCUAGAGUUCAAAUCAUCAAAGCCAUCAAAGAUCGGGAGACAGGUGAACGCGUUGAACUCCCGGAUAAAUCUCAAAAUGUGAAACCAGAUGAUAGAAUCAACAUCGCCUUCAUUUUAAAAAAGACACUGCAUAAUAAGUUCUCUGAAGAGGAAGAUACCUCUGAGAUUGAUAUAAUCAAUCUGAAACUAUGGGAGCUCUUGAAAGAACAUCUGGGCAGUCAUCCCUAUCACUUCUUCCGCGGAUCACCUGUCACCCUCUUUUCGCCUUUUGAAGCUAUUAUUCAUGAGUGGAAGAUUCUAGAGGAGGCCGCAGCGCAGCGCCCAAAGGAUGACGAAGAUCGGCAAGCCAGAGAGGAUUUAAAAACCCUUCUGAAUAUUAUCUCUAGUGGAUCAUCCGGUGAUGCUAAACUGGAUAAAUAUUUCAAAGUACGAGAUCUAUCCUUAGAGGAGUCAACCGUUCAAUUUGAUGACCUAUGGACUAUAUUUCCUCCUGGAACUAUGGUUUAUGGUAAAUCUUUCCAGGACCAGGAUCAAGUGUUUAUUGUUCAAGAUAGUAGAUACUCCUGGCCAGAGCAUAACGAUCAUCCACCACAAGACUUGCCCUGGAAGCUAGAUUGCUGGACGUACGAUUGGAAUGGCGAGAAAUUUCAGAGAACGGCUUUCACGCUCUUAUUCGAGCCAUACGACGGCCACAAACCUAUCAAAGCUCUGCCAUAUUAUCCGUUCAGCCUUAAAGCUGCUGAAGAUAAGUCAAUCAAAAAGGCCUUGAUUGAGCGUGGUAAAAGAUUUCGAUCGCUAUGUACCGCAAAGGAAGGAUCGCAGCUGUUCGAGUACAGCGGUCAAACCAUCUUUGGGAAAAAGGGAUUCUCUGGAUUAAGCGACGAUGAUGAUGUUGAUACCCGAUCGAGAAGUGUAUUGUAUGAUAUUGAGCUUGGCCUGAGAUAUCGUCGCUCGGCCGGUCGCUCAGCCUUGGAAUCCGCUGACGUGAAAUCUUCCUAUGUCAAUAGUAGAGUCAUGGUUGACUACGUAUCAUACUUUCAGUAUGGUCCUCCAGUUGCUCGUAACGGAGACCUGGAACCAAGUUCCGCCAAUGUGGAUUGUAUGUGUUCCGAUUGUCAACAAAAUGAGGGCUUGGCCAUCAAGUACAGAACUUGGUUCGAUAAACAGGAAGCCCAAGCAAAGGAAACCUGGGAUGACGAACAAUAUUUGAUCUGUCCUCCCCGUGUUCUUGGUUAUGUUCUCAAGGAAAAGCAAUGGGCGCAGCUCCAAACCACCCUUGUCAAGGACAUUCCAUUCGAUGGUGAACAGGAUGCUUGGCACACCCGACUACAGCUCGACGACGAGGGCGCUACUAAAAGAUUGCUCUUCAAUCUUGUACGCAGUCAUAUCUCAGAAUCGAAUCAAGCGAAGAAGCCGAAAGAUGCUCUCGAAGUUGACGAUAUUAUUCCAGGAAAGGGGAAGGGUUUGGUUAUUCUCCUAUACGGUCCACCUGGGGUUGGAAAGACAUCAACAGCAGAAACUAUCUCCCUCUCCACUGGCAAGCCUCUCUUUUCUAUCAGUGUGGCCGACGUCGGGACUAGAGCGCGGCAUGUGGAGUCUAAUUUAUCCAAAAUAUUCUCCUUGGCAACAACGUGGCAAGCAAUCCUAUUAAUGUGGUUGUUAUUAAGCGAUGAGGCCGAUGUCUUUCUAGAAAGUCGAGGAAGAGGUGCAAAUGGAUCUACGGACAGAAACGCCCUUGUUUCUGUGUUUCUUCGAGUGCUUGAGUAUUACCAAGGAAUUAUGUUUUUAACAACAAAUCAAAUUGCCCAGUUUGAUGUUGCGAUUCCAUCUCGGAUCCACGUUUCUAUCCAAUAUAAUAGCCUAAAGCCGAAGCAGAUGCGGGAUAUCUUCAAAGGUUUCCUUGACCCUCUAUAUGAAAAGGGACUAGUCGAUGACUACAAAGAGAUCCAGGAAUGGCUUAAAGACGACGUGUAUGAUAUUGGAUUCGAUGGUCGACAAAUCCGCAAUAUUGUCACUGCCUCCUUAGGAUUGGCGCGCGCGGAGCAGAAAUACAACAAUGGCAAUGGCAAGCUCAAAAAGAGUCAUAUAAAGGCUAUUGCUAACAACUCCCGCGCGUUCAAAACGGAUUUCGCAGUACAAUAUGACCGUUAUAUUAACAGCCAGGAAAGGUUAAUCCGCUAG